Molecule: messenger RNA, 1475 nt
Organism: Labeo rohita (rohu)
Lineage: Eukaryota; Metazoa; Chordata; Actinopteri; Cypriniformes; Cyprinidae
Gene: mmachc
Product: metabolism of cobalamin associated C
Exons: 4
Coding region: 32-772 (246 amino acids)
Biological process (GO): cobalamin metabolic process
Cellular component (GO): cytoplasm
Molecular function (GO): demethylase activity; cyanocobalamin reductase (cyanide-eliminating) (NADP+) activity; FAD binding
Source: RefSeq, a predicted model, not a curated record
AGCGCCAUAAAACACAAGAAUAAGCAGCAAUAUGGCGAUCUCCAGUGAAUGCAUGGAGAAUCUUAUUGGGACGUUUCGUGAGUCGUUAAAACAGCAAGGUUUUGAAAUUUAUCCUUUUAAGGUUGGCUGGUACAAUGCAGUGGUAUCUCAUGCUCAUCACCUGCCAUACCCAGCAGACACUCUGGCUGUAGUGGUCCUGAGCACACCGGCCAUGUUCGAGCGCUCAUUCCUACCCUUCUUACAGAGCCAGUGCUGUGAGGCUGUCAGAGACCCCAUAGAUCAGUGUACUGCUCACACAAUCUCAUCUUCUGUCUCCCUGUGUUUUCCAAAUCAGUCUGUGGAUGUCAGUUAUGAUUAUGAGAUGCUGCCCAGCAGAAAACCUAAGUUUCUUGCCCAGACCGCCGCCCACAUAUCAGGAGCAGCAUAUUACUACCGGAAGUCAGAUGUCCACAAUCCACCAUGGGGUGAUAAGAAGAUGUUUGGAGUUUGUAUACACCCCAAGCUGGGUGGCUGGUUUGCUAUAAGAGCCCUGCUGGUCUUUAAAGAUGUGCAAAUCGGAGAAGAACUUCAGCAGAAAGAUCCUCCAGACUGUGUGCAUUCACAGGAGGACAGGAUCAAACUGCUGGAGCGCUUUAACUUCCACUGGCAAGAUUGGAGCUACAGGGACAUUGUUCCCGCAGAUGAAAGUUACUGUCCUAAACAGAGAGAGUAUUUCCUGACUCCUCCAGGACAGCGGGGGGGAGCUGCUCAGACAGUGGGGAUAUCUGACUGACACUGACACUGGGAAGCAGAGCUCCAUAAACAAAGAUGUACACUGCUGACCUAUUUUGAAUGACGUAAAAUGUAUUAAGACAUUGUGAACAUGAACAUGAUGUCUCACAUUCUACUCAGGUAUCACUGGGACUGAUAAGUCAGUACAGAGAACAUGUUUGAAAUGGUGUCACUACUGUAAUUUCACCUACUUAUAUUUAAUUUUAAUAAAUUUUAAAUGAAUAAAAUGAAGAUAAUUAGGAGCAAGUAUUUUAUCAUGGAAAAGUACACCCUUCAGCAUUCAAGGGGUCUUGACAUUCGUCUUUUUUAUGAUUAAUUUUGGAAUUGGUUGGACAGAAAAUAAUCAGAUGUAAUUUGUAACAAAACACUUUGAGAGAUUGUAGUUUUGUGUAUUUAAAAUACAUAGAUACUUAAUCAUAUGUUUUUUUUUUCUUAAAGAGGACAUCAGAUGCAAAAUUCACUUUUACAUGGUGUUUGCAUAUAAAUGUGUCUAAGGAGUAUGUACACAACCACCCUACAAUGAUAAAAAUCCAUUACCUUUUUUGAAUCCCUAGAAAAUCUAAACAGUCUCAAUUAUCAAGCAGUUUCGAUUGUCUGACAAAUAUGACGUCAUACUGCUCAGGCCCUGCCCAUGACGGCUUACACAGCAAAAAGCCCAGUGUUAAAUUAACUCUCCUGGGAGUUUAUAAGUCCACGCUCAAAAU